AUGGAAACAGACCUAGCUGCGACGGCAGCGGCGAGGAAAGAAAGACUCAUAGCUUUGAGAAAGAGAAAAGAUGCUCAUGAACAUGGAGAGAAAAAUGGUGGACCAUCUCAUUUCACAUUCAAACAACGUAAUUUUGAUCCAGAAACGAGACAAGUACGUCAACGUGACCGAGAUAACGGUGAAGAUACGGUAGAAAAAGCAGUGGAAGGAUUAGCAGAGGAAAUCAUCAAAGAAGAUGAAUUGAAAAGAGCUGAAGAAUUGGAUUUAUUCAAUAUACAACCUAAAAGGGUGAAUUGGGAUUUGAAAAGGGAUUUAAAUAAUAGGAUGAUGAAAUUGGAAAGGAAAACGAAUGAAGCUAUAUCUGUUAUAUUUCGAAGUCGAUUACAAUCAAUGAAGAAAGAUUCCAAUGAUAGAGGAGUGGAUUUAGUAGCUUCUAUCAAUGCUGCGGAACAUGAAAGAGAUCAAGCUGCUGCUGAUGCAGAAAUGGAGGGAAAUGAUAGUGAUUGAUGUCGACGAGUCAUUUGUACCCAUGCAUUUUAUUUAUUUG
Tremella mesenterica DSM 1558 is the source of this 547-nucleotide messenger RNA. RefSeq lists its product as uncharacterized. The record is from RefSeq and is a predicted model, not a curated record. Bases 1 to 507 code for a protein of 168 amino acids. Gene Ontology annotation, cellular component: U2-type spliceosomal complex; post-mRNA release spliceosomal complex. The transcript has 3 exons. NCBI's taxonomy places the organism in Eukaryota, Fungi, Basidiomycota, Tremellomycetes, Tremellales, Tremellaceae.